This is a messenger RNA of Prorocentrum cordatum, 3849 nucleotides long. NCBI's taxonomy places the organism in Eukaryota, Dinophyceae, Prorocentrales, Prorocentraceae. The record is from the annotation of a GenBank genome assembly.
CUUGCUCUCCGAGGCCAGACCUCGGGCCGCCCAUGCCAGCCCGAGCUCCCAUCACCAAGCCAGGCCCCCAGGUGCAGGCCCUCGCGGGCGCGGCGCAGAUGGCCCCGCCACGGACGUUGCUCAACCAGAAUUUCCAGGUCAGGAACACGUUCGUCUACGACGCGUGUGCCGACGCCGAGUCGCCGAACCACGGGCUCCGCCGCACCAGCUCGGAGCCUGCGAUGCCCGUUGCGGCGGCCGAGCAGCGGGGCCUCCCGGGUCCUCAUUUCCACUCGCAGCGGCCGACCUCCAGGCAGAGCGACAAAGAGUCCGACGAAGAGUCCGACGAAGAGACGCCCGAGGAGGGCACCGCCAGGAGACGGGAGCACGUCAGGACGGAGGAGCAGCUUCACGUAUUGUGGCGGGUGGAGUGCAUGAAGACCACCGACGGGAUGCUCGAGACGGCCCUCCAGCAUCAGCGCUACCUCGACGCGGGGACGACCGCCGAGGUGCUCCACAUGGCGGCACGGAAGGCCCACGGGGUCACCCCGAACAGGCUGCUGCUGCCGCUGCUCGCGCGGCUGCAGCAGGGCAUCGGGGGCCUGCGGAGCGGCAGCGACCUGUCGCGACUCGCGUGGUCCCUGGGAAAGCUUUGCGCGCGGGCACACCCCGGCUCCGCGGCGCACCCCCGCGGCGUCGAGGGGUGCAUGCUGCACAUCUGCCGCCAGUGCCCCACCGUCCUGGCCGAGUGUUCUGACCUCGACCUCACCAACACGCUCUGGAGCCUCGCCCGGCUCUACCCCGGAGCUGGCGGCGACUGCGCGGGGGGCAAGCCGCACGUGAGCAGCGCGGCCCAGGCCAUCGUCCGCGCCUGCGUCGGGAAGGCGGCGGUGCUGACGGCGCAGUGCCUGGCAACCUCUCUCUGGGCCAUGGCGCGCCUCAAGGUCCACGGGCCCGACGCGAGGGAGUUCGUGGUGCGGUCCGUGGCGCAGCUCCGCGGCGCCGAGCAGCUCCAGCACUUCACGACGCAGGGCCUCGCCAACGUCCUGUGGGGCCUGGCGCAGCUGCGCGUCGCCGGGGUCUGCGGGGGCCCGGCCGACGGCGCGGUGCAGGCGGCGCUAGUCUCGCUGGCAGAGGCGUCCGCCCGGCGCCUGCGCGACUUCCAGCCGCAGGAGCUGUCGAUGGUGGCGUGGUCGUUCGCGAAGCUGUACGAGUCCAGGCAGGGGGACCGCCAGCUGCGGGCGCGGGGAAGCCGCUGCUCGGCGAGGCCGGCCAAGGUGGACGGUAUGCUGUCGAGCCUGGCCGAGAUCGCGACGCAGUGCAUCGACAAGUUUGAGGACCAGGGGAUCUCGAACAUCGCGUGGGCGCUGGUGGUCCUGGACCUCGCUGGGUCUACGUCGGCCUCGUCCCCAGAGCAGGCCUUCCUGGAGGCCGCCCUGCGGUACUGCUCCGUAGAGCUCAGGGCCUACUCGACUCAGGCCGUGGCGAACCUCACGUGGGCUUGCGUGCGCAUGGACUGUUCGCGAGUGAAGACUAGGGAAAGAGUGAGUGAGUUUUGCUCCCUCGUCGCGGAGAUAAUGACGUCGCGCAUGAUGGGCACGACGGGUGAGCAGCACGAGAGGCAUGGAAUGAAUAGGACGGUGUGCUGGAAAGACCUCUCCGGCGUAGCUGCGGCCUUCUCGCACUUCAGACAGAGGUCCCGACCCGUGGAAAAUUACAUGACGCUGCUGACCCACCAGACAGCGGAGCAGGUGGCCAAGGGCAAACUCACGCCGCAGCAGAUGCUCAACAUCGCCCAGUCUGUGGCCAGGGCCAAGGUGCCCCGAAGCGAGAUGCAGACGCUGGUGAACAACAUCGAAGCCUGCAUCGCCACCCGCGGACUGAAGCUCAACAAGAUGGACGUAUGUCAGUGGAGCGAGGUGCAGCAAUGGUGUCCGCCGCGCUUCGACGACCAGUGCCGCCCACCCACCACGGGGCAGCACCGGUACCAGCUGCAUCUCGCCGGCCGCACGUCUUGGGGGGCCGGGGCCGCGCGCCGCGAGAUGCCUGCAGGCACAGGCUUCCACAUGGACGCGUGUCCGGCGAUGUCCCCCAACAUGGUGAAGGCUUUCGACGGCUGGGGCACGUCUCAUCGCACGGGCUCCAUGCCUUCGCCAGUGGCGUACCCGCAUCCCAGCAAUGGUAUGCGGGCAUACCCGCACACCUGGUGACCGGCUGGCGGUAGCGUGCCCGCAGGGGAGGUGGCCUGUUAUGGAGGAAGGAGGGGUGUUCCUGGGGCAUCGGUAGGCACGGGGCUGCCAAGACUGCGCCUUCGCUCCGGCGCUCCCGCCCUGCCAGCCUUUCUGGCCGCCACGGCCCCGAGGCCCGCGCAGUCGGCACGGCGCGCUGGCGGCGCGCGGCACGACGCCGCGGGCGAGUGGAGCUCGCUCCUUAGAGCAUCGGGGUACGCCCCCUGCCGGUCCCAUGAGAAGUCUGGGUCUGCGGCAAAUCUCACCCGCAGGGAAUGCUGCAAGUCGCACCCCACGGCUCCUUGGCGGGCGUUUCGGCGUGGAGCCCCUGAUGCGGAUGUCCUGUCCUGUCCGACAGUCAAGACACUCAAAGAAGGAUCGCUUUGGGCUGGGGUUUUCGGGCCGUUCCUCAAGCUUCUGUCGUGGAAACCUGUGUGUGUGUGUGUGGCAUAGGCCCGCCGUGGCCAGAAAGGCCGUUUCGUUCCUCACUGUUCGUUCCUUAUGGUAGCACGAUGACUGUGAGCGGCCGGGGGAGCAGGAGUGGCUGGCCUGCGGCGGGCAUGUUUUUUCGGGGGCUGUCCACGGGACACCCCGAUAAGAUGGUCGCGGGGGCGUGGGGCCCGCGCCACACGUUUAAUUAUAAGAAAAGUUGUUGGGGCGGGUGGCGCGGCUGGCUGACGCAUGCCCCCCGCUCCCACGACAGCAGAUGCCGUUGUGGCGUUUGCACGCUGACCUUGUUUUUUGUUUGUUUUUUGUGCCUCUCACCUCCCCCCGAACUCUCGGGUAGGACGGAAGGGGGGUGGGGACCUAGGAAGGGAUGUGCACGACAUUUGCUGAACGAAAUCGAUUUCCGCCCCUGCCGCCGGGCGCCCUCCUCGGUGCACCAGCGCCGCCGGCGCCGGGAGGCGCUGGAAGAGCUGGUUGCGCGAGCUGACUCGCCAGCCCCUCCUUCACAAAGUCCCCUUUCAGUCCGACACGAUCCUCCUUCCACUCCCCCCCCCCCUGCAGAGCUUGAGUCAGGAAAACUGGCUGCGCGAGCUGAUUCGCUAACCCCUCCUUGACAAUGCCCUCUCCUAGUCCGACACGAUCCUCCUUCCUCUCCCCCCCCUGCAAGGCUUGAGCCAGUGGGACGUUUUGACGAGCGAUCGCCGCAGCCCCCUGUCGCGGAGGCGACUCCCGCGCGUCGCCCCGAGGCCUGCUGCAGGUCCGACCGCCGUCGAGGAGGAUGACUGGCCCAUGGUCAGCACAGAAUCUGGUCGAGGCCAAUGCCUCGGACCGCCCGUUUGCCAGCGCAGUCCGGCACUUUUUUUUGAUCAUAAGUUGGAGAAGGGCGCCACUCGGCUCGAGCGGUUGCCUGAAGAGUGGCUCGUGCCACGUUUUUCAUUUGCCUGCACCAAUGACGAUGCUUCCGGCUACAGGCAGGGUCGCGGCAUCAGCGGGCUCUGCCAGUCCCGUUUUCCGUUUUGAGCUGCGCCAUGCGCGGGUGGAAGCCCCCGCUCAGACGUCUUCGUCAUCCUCGUCGCGGAAGCCUUCCUGGAACUGAGCGGGCACUCCAGGAUUGAAUUAUGCCCUGCACGACCUCGAGUUGUUUGAUAAGAGUGGACCAGGGAGCGCGCGCCCCGCAGCAAAGGCUUCUUUCCAC